Messenger RNA from Penicillium subrubescens, 270 nucleotides. RefSeq lists its product as uncharacterized. The transcript has a single exon. NCBI's taxonomy places the organism in Eukaryota, Fungi, Ascomycota, Eurotiomycetes, Eurotiales, Aspergillaceae. The record is from RefSeq and is a predicted model, not a curated record. Bases 1 to 270 code for a protein of 89 amino acids.
AUGUCCACUCAAGCAAAGGCUGCUCCCCCAGUCGAGCCAUGCAGUCUAUUCCAGGGAGUGAAAAAUCUUAUCAGACAGGCGAAUCCAACCAUUCCGGCUGAAAUUGCGAAAGUUGCCUUGAGGCCUGCCAUGUACGCAAGUAGAACACCGUUUAUGUCGUUGGGAAAUGCUGCACGAAUCUGUGUUGCUGCCGUUGCGAUUACAGCCAUAGGAUCGACAUCUGGAGCCGUUGGUGUUAACUUUUUGAGCAUCGUGUUCACGAAGGCUUGA